Molecule: messenger RNA, 2514 nt
Organism: Passer montanus (Eurasian tree sparrow)
Lineage: Eukaryota; Metazoa; Chordata; Aves; Passeriformes; Passeridae
Product: polymeric immunoglobulin receptor-like
Exons: 9
Cellular component (GO): plasma membrane
Molecular function (GO): transmembrane signaling receptor activity
Source: RefSeq, a predicted model, not a curated record
AGGUGGAAACACAGGGCUAAAGGUGCAGGGAGUAUUUAAAGCAGGUUGGCACUGCCACAGCCCCACGGGGACACAGGACACUCACAGCAGCUCGAGGGUCAGCCUGAGAGGGAAAGAGAGAAGUGCCAGGAGGAGCCUGGAGUGGAAUGCAAGAAAAAUGACUUUACUGGCGUUCCUUCUCCUGCUCGCCUUGGUCCCAGCUGGGUCUGCAAGAAGCAGACACCUCCCCAAGGCAGCCAUCUCCAGCCCCGUGUUCGGCCCCCGGGAGGUGCACGGCGUGCUGGGCGGCUCGGUCACCGUGAAAUGCUUCUACCCACCCACCCCGAUGAACAGACACGACAGGAAAUACUGGUGCAAGCAGAAGGGCUCCAGCUGCCUCACCGUGGUGUCCACUGACUACGUGGCUCCCGGCUACCAGGGCAGAAUCGCCCUCACUGACCACCCCGAGGCAGAACAUUUCCUGGUCAACAUCUCAGCGCUGGAGCUGAAGGAUGCUGGCACCUUCCAGUGUGGCAUGGGGGUCAAUGGCAGAGGGCUCUCCUACAGAGUCACUCUCAGUGUUGCUGAAGCCCCACCUGUUCCUGAGGCACCUGAGCUCUUCUACGUGAAGCUCCGCAGCACGUGGACCGUGACCUGCGGCUUUGGGAAGGACACCGCCGCCAUGAGGAGAUACCUGUGCAAGAAGGAGAAGGAGGGCUGCCGGAACAUUAUUAACACCCAUCAGGAGGAAGAUAUCCCAGCGAGAGUUCAGCUGACUCAUGAGGACCCUGCAGGCUCGUUCCGUGUCACCAUGACUCAGAUGGACUGGGAGGAUGCAGGCUUGUACUACUGUGGGGUUGGUGAAUAUGGCAAGGACAACACAAGCAAGGAACUGGACGUGUUCAUCUACGAGGACAAAAAUUUCCCUCACCUAAAGACCGAGAUAACUGCAAAGAAUGGAAGUUCAGCAAGCUUCGAGUGCCUCUAUGACCCUCUAAUAAAUUCCUCCACGAGGUUCUGGUGCAAGCGGAGAGGCAGGGGCUGUGACAUGAUCAUAGACAACAUUGGGAAUGUGAAGAGGACCUAUGAAGGAAGAGUGGCCAUGUUUGAGAACCCCGAAAACAAAACUGUCACCAUCAUCCUGAACCAGCUGCAGGAGAAGGACAACGGCAGUUACUGGUGCAUGUCAAAUGAGCUGAGGGAUCUGCAAUCAUCAACAGAACUGACGGUUGUACCAGGAGAACCUGCACUGACGGGAAAGAACAUCGUGGAGGCACAGGCGGGCUCGCGGGUGAAUUUAACCUGCUGCUACCCCUGCAAGUACUACUCCUUCGAGAAGUACUGGUGCAGGUGGGACAACACGGGCUGUGCCAUGCUGCCAGCGCAGCAGCAGGGGCUGCCGGAGCCGGGAGACUCCUGUGACCGCUCCAGCAGGACGGCGGUGCUGAGCCUGGGCCCGCUGGCCGCGGAGGAUGCAGGCUGGUACUGGUGCGGGGUGAAGCGCAACGGGCUCUUCGGGGAAACCAUGGCCGUGGAGCUGCGGGUGAGCGCAGGUGAGUCCGCGCAGGCUGGCCCUGUGCCGCGGGGCGCUCCCCAUCACCGCUAGGCUGCAGCAGCUCGAAGGAGAAGCGCUGGCACCCCGCAGCCAGGGGCCAGCAGCGCCCUGCUUCGCACGGCUCGCCUUCGGGGGUUUUGCCUCUCGAGUUCUGACUUCCCAGCCGUAACAAAGCUCUUUCAAUUUUCCUCCUCCUUCUCACCAGACCUGGUGUCCGUGGGGAGCUACAGGACCAACAUCAGCAUGUCAGACUUUGAGAGCGUGAGGGACUUCAGUGCCAGCAACAGCGUGAAGGAGAGCCAGGAGACUGCCAUGGGAGGGGACGAGUUCAUCACCACCACGGACACUCCAGAAAGUGCUGCCAACACAACGAAGGCAAAAAGGAGCUCCAAGGAGGACGCUGACCUCGCCUACUCCUCCUUCCUCGCCACCUCCAGCAGCAUCGCCCAGGGUUGCUCCGGGGGGGACAGCGCUGCCCUGGACCUGUCCCCACCCCAGGACCGCGUCUGAGGGGAGGUGGCACCGCCUGGGUCUGGCUCUGCCUCGAGGAUCACAGUGUCAGCAAACAACUCUGUUCAUUUCUCCCACAAUUUGCUAUAGCUUGACCUGUUUUUUGCUUAAAUUCAGCUUCGAGUGGUGAUUUAGGAGGAAUGGUUUGAUGCCAAGGGGGGCUGGAAGUGCAGGUCUGAGUGAGAAGGUUGGGCUUGGAAACAGCGGGAAUUUGAGGGACUCAUCCCACCAGCAGCCCCAGUUCCUACACUGAGCUCUCACAGGCCAGAAGGAGCAUUGUGAAAAAAAAAAAAGGGAAAAAAAUUCCCAUUUUCUUUUAAAGGCAGCUGGAAAACCCUUUAGAAUAGCAUCUGAUUUGACAGCUUUUGGUUCCUCUGAGCUUUCCUGACCUGAGGGCAGCACCUGCAGGCCAGAUGCGUCUGGAGCGUUUGUGUGCACGGGCAAUAAAGAAUCCAGUGGCUUUCAGCAGA